AUGGCAAGCAAAACUGUGAUUGUAGGUGUCCUCAUAAUGAGUAUGGUCAUGGCCCAAACUCAAGUAGAAGCAAAUGACUGCUGCCCGAACGCACAAGCUAGAGCUAAUUUUGAUGUAUUAAAGCUCGCGGGAGUUCCUUCGGUGACUGCUGCAGCAGCCAGUGGAUGCAAACUCGUUAGCGGGUAUUGCCCUCCGGGAUUUCUUUACGGCGAUCUCCAAAACUCUGGUGAUGUUGCUAAUGCAUACUGCAAGCUUGGGUGUGUAUCCUCUGCGUGUGGUGCCAUAACCACUCUCCAAAGCUCUGACAAAAGUGAGAUUGUGAUUGGAUCGCUUGAACAGUGUGCCAAAGCAUGCCUUACUUUGUGCACCAAAGGCUCUAUUACUACACGUGGAAGUGGAAUUGCCUAA
This is a messenger RNA of Microthlaspi erraticum, 408 nucleotides long. The record is from the annotation of a GenBank genome assembly. Lineage: Eukaryota; Viridiplantae; Streptophyta; Magnoliopsida; Brassicales; Brassicaceae.